AUGGUCAAUUUACCUACCUCACUUUUCGCCAACGAAGACUCACCUAAAGCCAACGGCGAGCUGAGGUUUCACUCUUCCAGCGCCACAAACUCAUCGGCGCUGACCCCAAGAACUCGUUCAAUCAGUAUUUCGAAGAUGUUCUUCAAUAAAGAUCAAAAUUCCGACCAUGAGCAAAUGAACCACGAGGACCCACAGGGAAGGUCUAAACUAAAGAUGUUUUUCAGAAUCCCUCCGGCCUCAACUUCAAACUCUUCUGGACGCUCAGAUGAAUCCGGCUCCUCCAAAACUGGCCACAAUGGCAAUAGUCCUCGAAUGUCGCCGUCUCCACAACUGUCGUCUUCUCAACAUCGUCAAGAAGCGACUUCCGAUAUGAUGAAACGAUUUGCACUAGGAAGAAAGAGAUCUGUUUCGCACCCACCAUCUCUGGCAGACCCAGGUAGUGACCAAGACCUCUCCAACGCCUCUCCAUCACAACCCCGGAUCAUCAUUAACGAAGGACGAACAAAUGACCAGUCUGCGGGAGAAUCCGGUAGUCCUAUUGUAUCGUCAAAUCCGUACUUUACGCACCAAGGACUUCCCCCACAUUUAAAGGUCAAUAACGACUAUAACAACUUGAAUGCAUUAGAUGAAAAACAAGACGAUGUUUCUGUAUCGUUGAGACACAACGACUCGGUCAUCGACCUUGGAGACAAUAAAAUACUUCCUCCGCCACAGACACAUCAUUCUACCGCUCAUACAAAGUCUCAUUUCAACUACGAAGACUCCAAUGAUUCUCAAUAUACCGACGAAGUAUUUCAAUCGCCUGAAAAGAAGUCUUCAAAAAAUGAUGGAAAUAGGUCCAGAUCAAGCACCAAAGUCAGGGACUCGCUCGUUCCUCCAGUUUCUCCGUUUCAAAGAACUUUGCGGCGGGUUGCAUCUGCUCCUUUGGUGAAUCGACUUUUGAACGAACCGUCCACUAGAGCUCCAAAUUCGGAAGCACUUCCCAAUAAGGAGAAGCAAUUCGAUAUCAAUGACCAUAUCGGUGAACUCAAUAUCCUGGGACGGCCCAGAACAUUGACCCAAGGACGGGUAUAUUCUCACGCGGCAACUAAGGUCUUGGAUGUGACUGUAGACCAGAGUUGUUUUGAAAAAAUUCGAUUACUUGGAAAAGGAGAUGUUGGUAAAGUAUUUUUGGUGAAGGAGAAAGCAUCAAAAAGACUUUAUGCAAUGAAGGUUCUUUCUAAGAAGGAAAUGAUUGAGCGCAAUAAGAUCAAGCGAGCACUAGCAGAGCAGGAGAUUCUCGCUACCAGCAAUCAUCCAUUCAUUGUUACUUUAUACCAUUCUUUCCAAUCCAAGGACCACUUGUUCUUGUGUAUGGAAUAUUGUAUGGGAGGAGAAUUUUUCAGAGCCCUUCAAACGAGAGAGUCCAAGUGUAUUUCCGAGCAUGAUGCCAAGUUUUAUGCUGCCGAAGUAACUGCAGCAUUGGAAUAUCUCCAUCUUAUGGGCUUCAUUUAUCGAGACCUUAAACCGGAAAACAUCCUUCUUCAUCAAUCGGGUCACAUUAUGUUAAGUGAUUUUGAUUUGUCAAAGCAAUCCGAGAGUACAAAAAACCCCGAGAUAUUUUUCUCCAAAGCAGCUCUCAACAGCAGUAAUGGGCCAACAUUGGAUACAAAAGCCUGUAUUGAUGGAUUUCGAACUAAUUCUUUCGUUGGUACUGAAGAGUAUAUUGCUCCUGAAGUCAUUAGAGGUAAGGGACACACAGGUGCAGUGGACUGGUGGACACUUGGUAUCUUCAUGUAUGAAAUGCUCUUUGGUACGACGCCAUUUAAAGGUAGAGACAGGAAGAAAACCUUUGCCAAUGUACUUAAGAAAGAUGUCAAGUUUUUGGACACACAACCAAUUUCCUCUAAUUGCAAAAGCUUGAUUAAGAAACUUUUGAUCAAAGAUGAAGCGAAACGGUUGGGCUCUAAAACAGGGGCAUCAGAUAUUAAGAACCAUUCAUUUUUCAAAAACACUCAAUGGGCGCUUUUGAGACACCAACAACCACCAAUGAUUCCCGUUUUGACAAGAUCAAAGAAAGCGGAGGCAUUGGAUAGUAGUGAUCUAGAUGACGAGAGUACAUCGUCCCCACCUCUCAAGAAAAAUCAUUUGGGAGAAGAAGAUCCCUUUGCCCAUUUCAGUUCAGUUACUCUUCAUUAUAAUGAUGUUGGAGAUAGUGACGACCAACUUUAUACUGACGACAGUACCUACACGGGCAUCUCUUACACGAUCACAAACAGUGAGUCCAAGCCCAAGCGGAAGCGGUAA
Molecule: messenger RNA, 2286 nt
Organism: Meyerozyma guilliermondii ATCC 6260
Lineage: Eukaryota; Fungi; Ascomycota; Pichiomycetes; Serinales; Debaryomycetaceae
Product: serine/threonine protein kinase
Exons: 1
Coding region: 1-2286 (761 amino acids)
Biological process (GO): protein phosphorylation
Cellular component (GO): cytoplasm; nucleus; plasma membrane
Molecular function (GO): ATP binding; protein serine/threonine kinase activity
Source: RefSeq, a predicted model, not a curated record